Aspergillus thermomutatus is the source of this 3888-nucleotide messenger RNA. RefSeq lists its product as uncharacterized. NCBI's taxonomy places the organism in Eukaryota, Fungi, Ascomycota, Eurotiomycetes, Eurotiales, Aspergillaceae. Gene Ontology annotation, biological process: biosynthetic process. Bases 1 to 3888 code for a protein of 1295 amino acids. The record is from RefSeq and is a predicted model, not a curated record. The transcript has 7 exons. Gene Ontology annotation, molecular function: pyridoxal phosphate binding.
AUGUCGUUCUCCGGACGUCGCUUGAGCAUUCUGCGUCCCUCCAAUCGGCGGUUCUCCCUUGGAAAGGAAUUGUCCGAGAAUGAACUUCGUUCGGAAACCCAUCGUCAGUUCAGAACCGCCCACGAGGGUCACCGUCCCCAUGCCGGUCUCGAUGCUUCCCGUGCCUCGACGGGUGUCGUCUGGUGUACGGAACGUGCGGUAGAACACGGAUACGCAGAGGAUCCUUCGUCCUGGGCGAACCUGGGCCAGGGUGCCCCCGAAGCCGACGAUGAGAUCGAAGGAAGCUUUCCCCGACCUACCAGUAUCCCCAUCACAUCCGCUGCCCGCGAAUACGGUCCUACCGCUGGUAUCAAACCUCUGCGCGCGGCAGUUGCCAAACUAUACAAUGAGCAUUACCGUCAGGGGAAGGAAAGCCAGUAUACCUGGGAGAAUGUCUGCAUUGUCCCUGGUGGGCGAGCGGGACUGAUUCGAAUUGCGGCCAUCCUGGGCAAUUCGUACCUGUCCUUCCCUAUUCCUGAUUACUCUGCGUACUCGGAGAUGUUGACGCUGUUUAAGAAUAUCGCACCUAUUCCCAUUCCUCUCGCCGAAGACGACCACUACCAUAUCCACCCCAACAAGAUUGCGGAGGAGAUUGCUCGUGGAACUUCCGUCCUCUUGACAUCGAACCCCCGUAACCCUACCGGGCACUUUGUUUCGAAUGAGGAGCUUGCUCAGAUCCAGGACAUUUGCAGAGAUCGUGCAACGCUCAUUCUGGAUGAAUUCUACGGUGGCUACAACUACACGACUGACUGUGAUGGUUCGACGAUCAGCGGUGCCGCCAACGUCGUCGAUGUCAAUCAAGAUGAUGUUCUUCUGAUCGACGGUCUCACCAAGCGUUUCCGUCUCCCCGGCUGGCGUAUCGCCUGGAUCGUCGGUCCCAAGGAGUUCGUUGAUGCACUGGGUUCCGCCGGCUCCUACCUGGACGGUGGUGCGAAUGUGCCAUUCCAGGAGGCAGCCAUCCCUAUGCUCGAGCCUUCCCUCGUGCGCACAGAAAUGAAGGCGCUGCAGCAGCACUUCAGAGAGAAGCGUGACUAUGUCCUAAAGCGACUGCACGAGAUCGGUUUCCGCGUCAAGGAUGUACCCCAGGCCACCUUCUAUAUCUGGCUCGACCUGACGUCCCUCGAACCACCUCUACCCAAGGAGGCCAAUAUUUCCGACGGACUGAACUUCUUCAAUGCCCUUCUGACCGAAAAGGUCAUCGUAGUCCCUGGUAUCUUCUUCGAUUUGAACCCGGCAAAGAGAAGAGAUCUGUUCGACAGCCCUUGCCACCAUUUCGUGCGUUUGAGUUAUGGACCAAAGAUGGAUGUCCUCGAGAAGGGUCUGGAUGGCAUCGAGAGGGUGAUCCGCCGUGCUCGUGGAGAGCCGGUCGAGCCUCGGGCUGACGCCGUUGAUGCUCAGUGGGAGGAUGAGGUUGCCGUCUGCGCAGCGCAGGACUCUGCGCCCAUGACUAUGAUCCUGAACUUGUACCGCGUCCUCAACUAUGCUGCCUUCAUUUUCUUUUCCGUCCUGCUAAUCUGCCUGAUAAUCCUCACACCCGUCGACGCCAUCUACCAAUGCUAUAAAACGCACCGGCUCACAAACAUCUUCUUCAUCACCGGUGCGUAUGUGGUGACAUUCAUCCUCGCAGCGCUCAUAUAUGCGACACGGAUCUACACGAAUCGUACAGCCCUAUCUGCCAUCCCUAAAGCAUGGAUUCCCGUCGAGAAGGAAGAUGUCGGAAAGAGCGUCCGCCGGCUGGUAAUGGAGGGGCUCGCGCGCAGUGCGAUCAUCGCCUACCAGGCGCGACCGAGAGAUAUAGCGGCAGAUGGGGACAAAUUCGCGGACUAUCCGACGCUCCUGGUGGAUCGCGACCGGCCGCCCUGGGGUAAGGUCGAACAUCCAGGAUGGUCGUCUCCUUCGUCGCCCGAUCUACCGGACCUGCCGUAUCGUGCUGUCGUGCAGGAACUACCGCACCUGAUCGAGGCUAAGGCGGUUUCCCUUGCGCCUCCGGAUCCCUUUCUGACGGCAGCCGCCCACCAUCCGUUCGACACCUCCCUUUCCGAUCGUGGACAGUCUGUUCCGGAUACGCGAGUUGUGGAAGUACUACGGAGACCUGCGUCGAUGGGAUUGCGGGAGUAUAUCCAGCAUCUCACGGCAUUGAAGCUGGUCAACCCCCCAGAAAUCGGGGCGGAGUUUCUGGCUCACUACGAACGGGCUCGAUUUUCGUCUCGCGAGCUCCACGAGGGUGAAUUCAGGGAGCUGAUGCAUGUCUUUGCGGACCUCUUGAGAGGGAUGACAUACCUGGAUGCUCGGAUACUGGAUGAAAUCAGAGGAGGAAGUUCUCGCGGUGACAGCGAGUCCCUGAUUGGACCCUCCGAUGAAGAAGGCGAGACGGAUACCAUGGAGUUUCUGGACGACAGCGACGCGCUGUCUCUUCGCCGUAGCAAUAGCUCGCAGCCUUCGGACGUCUCGUCGACCUGGGAAAGCCGCUCGGUGCAUACUGCGCCUACGGCGCCGAGUCGUGGAUCGCCGGUCGCAUCCAGAUAUCACGAUCGGUACCGCACAUUGGCCCCUCCCCGCACGCCGUCGACCCGGUCGCUCAGACGCGUACAGUCGAAUGUCUCUGGCAGUUCAUCGGGGGGCAGUGUUAUUCGCUUGGUUGAUCCACGCGGGCCGUCGGGUCUGCCUUAUGCUUACAACUUGGAUCUGGAUCAAAAUAUUAAUCAGAUCGAAUCAUCCGAAACAAUCGCAUUGUUGCACGUCACCUGCGCACUUCCAUCCAAACCCAGUAUGCAGGCUUUUCUCCGCCGAGGCGCCUCGCUAUUUGGCUCGACGCCAUCCGGCUCCCCCAAGGAGAGCGGGAGUUUCGAUGAAUUCCGCAAGGCGCCCUCGCACGAUGUGCUAUUCCCCAGGGUCGACCCGGCCGUCGAUGGAGAGGACUGCCUCCACGACUGCGCUUCAUGUACGGUGAAGUACCCCGCCAAGUUCGACGUGGACUAUGACGAUGAGCUCUACGGGCACGUCAACGGGUGGGCGACGCAUCUGCUCGUCGCGACGGGGAAGACGGACUGGGUGAGGGAUGUUGCGGAUGAGCCGGGCAGUUUGAUGGAGGCGAUCGAGAAGGGGGGACUCGAGCCGAGCAAUGGGAAUCUGAAGCUGUCUGCAUCCAACAUGCCCGUGCCGGACGAGUACCACCACCACGAGCCCGGAGCGCAGCCGACGGACGUACUGAUCCUGCCGGGCUUCACGGUGGUGGAGCAGGUGACUCCGGCUCUGGCGCCCGACCUGAUCAAGUACUUUGUCAGUCGCGCGCCGACGACGACCACCCCGCUGGGAAGCAUCCCGGAACCCCUGACGAGGACGGACGGCGAGGAGCCGCCCGCUCCGGUGGAGAUCCGCUCGCUGACUCCGCUCCGGUCCCGGCCCUGCGGCCAUGCAGCCGUGAUCCUUCUCUGCUCGCAGCGCACCCGGGACGCGCGGUGCGGGCAGUCCGCCCCGUUACUGCGGCGCGAGUUCGAGCGCCAUCUGCGGCCGCUUGGGCUGUACCGUGACCUGAACGACGAGCGGCCCGGCGGCGUGGGCAUCUACUUCAUCAGCCACGUUGGGGGCCACAAGUACGCGGCGAACGUGAUUGUUUACCGGCGCCGGGACUUUGAGUGGUAUCGGAAGGGGAAAUCGGGGCAGGACGCGGAAGGGACAACGACGGGGGAGGCGGACGAGGGCGCGGCGCAGGGCAUCUGGCUGGCGCGCGUGCGGCCGGAGGACUGCGAGAAUAUCGUCAAGUAUACUGUCCUGCAGGGGAAGGUGGUCAAACCGGGGCUGCAGCUUCGAGGCGGGUUUGAUCGAGAACGGGGGAAGAUUAGCUGGUGA